UAGGGGGCAGCUGUGUAGAACCGCCCCUGGUGUAGGAAGCUCCUGGACCAAAUCUGGGUUUUCAUUUCAGUCUGAGCUUCAACCUUCAUCAGGAUUAAUGACUAGCAGCUGCAAACUUUUCACUUGUGAUGCUGUGAUUGGUCGGUGAAAGUGCCUUGCAACUAUAAUCAGCCAUUUGCAAGGAAAUGCAACUCAAGCAGUAAGGCAGCUCAUCAAAUAUGAUGGCUGGCUUGGCCUUUACAGGGCUGUGGCUCCUUGUCGUUCUUACUGGUGCAAUUAAAGCUUACCCCACCAAUAAAGCCUCGGAUCAUUCAGGGGUCUCCAAUACAAACCCUUCCUUUGGUUUCAGUUGGGAGGAACCUGCGCAUGGAUUUGUGCAUAAGGAGUCUGCUUUCCAGCCUGCAUCAAACCCAGUUUUACAGCUUCAUCCAGAUAAACAACCUGUAUUUUAUCCUGGUGAUCAUAUAAGACCAGUUCCUGCUCCUUAUGGUUCCAAUGUAUUUUCUCCACCUGUACAUCAAGGAAAUGAUGGUGGCUUUCCUGUAGGUUCAACACAGUCUAGAGCUCAAUCUGCACCAGACCAAGUUAAGUGGGCAGUUGAUCCUCACACACAUUUCUCUGGAACUACCCUUCCUAAUGAUGACAGAAAGUUUUCUGAGAGUCCUAGCUUUAUGACGCCUCCAUUCAGGCCAGGUGAAACUUCAUAUGAGGAGAGGACGUAUGAAGAAGGGGACUUUCACUCUGAAUCUGAAGACGAAGGCCUUCCCUCCCAGUACUUACCAGUCAUGGCUCCAAACGAGCCUGCCAGUGGUAGCCCACUAGGAGGACUUUUGAAUCGACUUCGGCUUGGCUACCCUCUAUAUGAGUACAUGUUGCUGAAUAGGAGGUUCCCACCAGGCACGUACACACUUACCUCUGACCACCUCGAGCAUCGGAAGAACCAGAGACAUGACAGUCGCUAUAUUGGUGAUCCUUACAGGCCUGAUCAAAAGUACCGGGAAACUUUCUCUUACCCAAAUCUUCAAAGGCAUCCUAUUCGCUCUGCACAACAAAGAAAUUAUGGCUAUGGUUCUCAAAAUUUUUUUGGAUAAGUCUCAUGGUGCUGCAAGUUUUACUUGAGAUCCUUUAGAAGGUUGCAUCUAUAUUACUCUGCUAAAAGGUAACUUUUGGUUGGCAACCUGAAUUAAUUUAUUUUCCUCAGCUGCUCAUGAUCCCUUUUUUGUUUGGCUCAGCUUACUGCUUCAGGCUUUGUCAUUGUGUCAAAAAUCUAAUGUUACCUUUCACAAAUCUCCUGUGUGAUGUGCUAAAGUUUACUUUAGUAGUGUUGGAAUGAGGUCCUAACUUAAU
Cyprinodon variegatus (sheepshead minnow) is the source of this 1347-nucleotide messenger RNA. RefSeq lists its product as uncharacterized. NCBI's taxonomy places the organism in Eukaryota, Metazoa, Chordata, Actinopteri, Cyprinodontiformes, Cyprinodontidae. The record is from RefSeq and is a predicted model, not a curated record. Bases 219 to 1091 code for a protein of 290 amino acids. The transcript has 5 exons.